UCAAUAAUUCAAGCGCGCGCGCAGAGAGAGCGCAGACGGAGCUCCCAUGCACCGCCACCCUAACCCCACACACAACCCCCCACCCGCACGCUAUGAGUUGUGCUGCCUCGUCACUCGUCCAGGGCCCCUCCGCACCGCGCGCGACUCCCGCGUAUUGUGUUUCCAAGUGACAGAAAAGCUGCUGAGAAGUGAGGGGGGGAGGGGAGAAAAGAAGAAGAAGAGGACAAGAACAGGUGAAAACUAGAGACUCGACCGGAGUUACGAGGGCAAAACACUGAUUUUUUGGGGGGGAAAGAAGAAAAAAGAAAAAACCGGAGAGACGCAGAAAGGUCUGGUUCCGAGACUCCGCGAGGGAGCAGCAGUGCGCGGCGGGGACCCGGAGCGGCAUCUCGCAGUGACACCAGCUCCUUCAGGUGCAUCCGGGGGACACCUGGGGAAACUCUUCCCGCCUUACUUUGUGGUUGUUGUUGGGUUCGUCUUCACGGGGGAAUAGACUUCGCGGAUUGAGGCGCGAAGGCAACGAAGUUCGUCGUUCCGGUCCGGUGAUGUUGGCGCUCUGCCUGCUGAGUGCCGUGUGGCUCGCGGCGAGCCCGGCCCGCGCCCAGAACGAGACGGAACCGAUCGUCCUGGAGGGGAAGUGCCUCGUGGUGUGCGACUCCAACCCGGCCGCGGACCCCACCGGCACGGCGCUCGGCAUCUCGGUGCGCUCCGGUAACGCCAAGGUGGCGUUCUCUGCGGUGCGGAACACCAACCACGAGCCCUCCGAGAUGAGCAACCGGACCAUGGUCAUCUACUUCGACCGGGUUCUAGUGAACAUCGGGAAGAACUUUGACGAGGAGAGAAGUAACUUUAUCGCGCCGCGCAAAGGGAUUUACAGUUUUAACUUCCACGUAGUGAAAGUCUACAACCGCCAAACUAUACAGGUGAGCCUGAUGCACAACGGCUGGCCGGUGAUUUCGGCCUUCGCCGGCGACCAGGACGUGACGCGCGAGGCGGCGAGCAACGGGGUUCUGAUCCAGAUGGAGAAGGGAGACCGGGCCUACCUCAAGCUGGAGAGAGGGAACCUCAUGGGAGGAUGGAAAUACUCCACCUUCUCCGGCUUCCUGGUGUUCCCCGUGUAAAGAGAGAGAGCGGGGGGGGUCGAGAAAGGGGAGGAGCAGAGGGUGCUGGUGGAAAGACGGAAAGCGUGACGGGAGAAGAGAAGAAGGGAUGUGAACGAGACGUCGGAAGAGAAGGAGAAAGAAGAGGGAACGUGACAACAGACUCUGAGAGGUGUGAGAGAGAUGAAGCAAUGGUGGAACGAGAGGAAGAGGAGGAGGCCACUACGUGGGAGUCUAUGGCGAGGAGCUUCUUCACUUCCCUUCCUCCUUUCAUCCGUCCUUUCAUCCCUCCUUUACACUCCCUGUGUAUUUCUCCGUGGCUCGACUGCAGCUUUGGACGGCCACAACUUUUUUAAUUCUCUGCUGAGAGACGCAAUUGAUUCAUUUAUGUGUUCCAGUGCCCCCCCCCCCCCCUCCUCCAAAUUCAUUCAUUCAUACAUUCAUCCGUCAACAUACGCUUUGAAGAAUGUUUCCCUUCUUUUUUAUUUUGUGUUCAUGCUCAACGUAAACCGGAUCAGCCUCCACCCUAAAGCCAAACUAGAUGUUUUAUUUUGUAUUUUACAGUAAACACUCUGUCCGCCGCCCUGUGACUGCUCCGUAGUUCUCAUAAUAAUAAUGAUUGGCUUUAAAAAACACUCUGAUCCCGAGAGAGUGUCCUUCUUGUCUGGCGUCAAAGUCUUCCGCCACAGAACUUACUAACUAACCCUCACACAACAUAUCGCCGUACCGUCCUCCAUCACGGUUUGUUUUUGUUAUUAUCUCUCUAGCAGCCGCACAUGCAUUUGAAUCGACCCCCCCCCCCCCCCCCCCAUACUGGUCUGUUUCUCCACCUUCAUCACCGCUGCUAUUUUGUUUCUUCAGAUUUCUGCCCCUCUCCACUUGACCCAUCCUCUUCCAUAGUUGUUUCCCUCUGUCCUCUCCUCUUCCUCAUCAUCUUCCUCCAUCCUCCUGGUGUCUGUACUUUAUCUGCUGCUGUCCUUGUUCGCCUCCCAGCACGGAUCCUUCCUCGCUUUUCUUUAAUGUCGGACACUGAAACCAACCAACAACCACGAACUCUAGAUAUAUAUAAAUAUAUAUGUAUAAAUAUAUAUAUAUAUAUAUAUUUACACAGUAUAUAUACACACAUGGAUAUUUAAAUAUAUAGAAAUCUAAGCCACCAUUUCUAUUCUACUGGUAUUAUGAUGAUAAUAAUGAUAAUACUGAAUCUGGUUAAUGACUACAAUAUCUGUAUUUCCGUACGUCAAUGUUCUAUAUAUAAAAAAGUUAAUAUUCUCUGAGAAACCUAUUAAGUGAUUGUGUGUGGAGAUCUGAGGCUGUUCUGCUCUUCUGAUUCAAAGAAUGCUUCUUGUUUUUGUUUUGAACCAAGUUGUGGCUAAAAAGCUGAAACUACUACUUGUAUAAAAAAAAACUACAGCUAAAAAUGAAUUUUAUUUGUUUAAUAUUAUUAUUAUUAUUCAUAAAUCAAUCAUAUCAAUUUAUCUACUGUUUUCUUAUUUAUUUGCUCUGAAGAAAUCAAUAAAAUUUAAAUGGUA
Molecule: messenger RNA, 2632 nt
Organism: Pseudoliparis swirei
Lineage: Eukaryota; Metazoa; Chordata; Actinopteri; Perciformes; Liparidae
Gene: cbln1
Product: cerebellin 1 precursor
Exons: 3
Coding region: 546-1121 (191 amino acids)
Cellular component (GO): synaptic cleft; glutamatergic synapse
Molecular function (GO): protein binding
Source: RefSeq, a predicted model, not a curated record